This is a messenger RNA of Stereum hirsutum FP-91666 SS1, 2735 nucleotides long. RefSeq lists its product as uncharacterized. NCBI's taxonomy places the organism in Eukaryota, Fungi, Basidiomycota, Agaricomycetes, Russulales, Stereaceae. The transcript has 4 exons. The record is from RefSeq and is a predicted model, not a curated record. Bases 1 to 2328 code for a protein of 775 amino acids.
AUGCCCACAUCUUGCGUCGCCUCAUACCCCCAAGAGCUUCUUGCUACUAUCUGCGCUCACAUAUUUGCGGCAGGCUCACCCACGCCGCCCGAGUCCACUUCGCUCGACCCUCUCUAUCUUUCCGACUUCGACACACAAGUACCCACAAAAUUUCCUUCCUCCUACCCUGCGGCUAACUGGUCUGAACCAGUUUCUCGCCGCACCCUCGCCAACCUUUGCCUUGUCAACCACGCCUGGUACGAAGCAGCAAAGCCAUGGCUGUGGCGUCGUGUAGAGGUUCGCCUGCCUCGGAGUUGGUUGUCCUUGGUCGAAGAAAUUGCGGGAGGUGACGAUGAAGAAGUUAAUGCAGAGCAGACUGCCCGAGUUAUCGGCAAGUCUAUUCAAGAUGCUGCUCAAGCCGCUGCUCUUAGCGCAGCCACCCCUUUCGGUAUCGUCCUUGGAGAGGGUCAUCCACGACUGGAUGACGAGGCGACUUUGAAGAUGAAGGAGCGGAUCCUCGAGUCACUCAGCGGGCCAGGCAGCUCUAUACCACCGGAACUCCUCUCACCUCCCGCUUCCCGUGAGCCGAGUCCGAAGAGACCAAGGCAGAAGAGCAAGUCUCCUGCUCGGUGGACCCUUAUGCGUUCCAUUACCACUGCCGUUCAAGACCUCGUAGGGCGUUCGGAGCACGGUAUAUACGUUCCGGCUAUGCAUGACCCCCGUCCUGGCAGAUUCGUUCGACAUCUCGACUUCAAUCAUUUCAGAACGAUUGGUAUGCGUCGCUCCGUCGAGGAGGGUGUCAACAGCCGGUUUGUGACCGGCACGAGGCUCGAGGCCCUACUUAAAGAAACGCCCAAUCUCUCUGCGUUUGGCGCCACUGAGUACAUGGACGGUGCACUGACUUUGCCGGUUCUCAAGGAGCUUUUCCUGAGAGGCGAGCCGUCUCGUGGACGCGGACAGCCGCUCCGAGGCCGGGGGCUUGUCCUUGAUGAUCCCAAUGACUCCGAAGCCGAAGAUAUUGCUCGACGGCGCGAGUGCAAGGAACUUGAAGCUAUUGACCUCACCGGUUGCGUCAGUGCUGUCUUUGUCAACGCACUGACCGAGUUCGUCAACACCUGUCUUAUUCCCACACCCGAAUCAGACUCUGCGUCUUCUACAUCCAGUGACGAAGAAGAUGGCGACUCCUCUUUCGACCGUACGCGGUCGACACGUUCCCGAGCAUCAAGACGGCAUAAAGUCGAACCGCUCACUUUCCCUGGUAUCCAGCGUCUUAACCUCCGCGGUACCAAAUCUAUAUCACCACAGAUUCUCCAACCAUUCGUCCUCGCCUUCACCAAUCUCACUCAUCUCGACCUCUCCUGUACGCGUAUUGCCCCCGAAUUACUCUCAGAACUUUCGACCUCCUCCACUCUCCGUCUCAAAUCACUCUCCCUUGGCCGCUGCAUCCGUCUUACGGGUGCCAGCAUUCGCGAUUUCCUCGUCUAUGCUCCUGCAACACGCGAUAUAACCGAGUUGAGCCUCUACGGCGACGGAACAUUCCCCUGUCCACUCUCCAAGGAUGAGCUUCGCGAACUGCUCACCUCCGCGCCAUGCUUCACCAGCAGCAACCUCGUUUACCUCGACCUUUCAAGCGCCCUCCUUGACCGUGAGAUCCUGGACAAGAUCCCACCCCAGCCGCGUCUCAGAUCACUCGGCCUCUCAUCCAUCCCGGAUCUUAGUCUCGAGGCAGUAGCGACCUUUCUCAAGAAACAAGCUCCGAACGUAGAAGUGCUCGCACUCCUCGGCACGUCACCCGAGCUGGGCUAUGGCGACUUGCCCGUCCCCGGUCCUGGCCAGGCCACGGCGAACGGACCGGGCGGCGUAGGUGCCACAUUGCGUCGUGUACCACUUCGUCAGGCUUCGAUGAACAUUCACGCGCACAUCAUCCGACCACUGUGCACCCCUCCGUACUCGUCUAACCUCUUCUCAUCACCUGGGAAGUCGAAGCCCAAAAGCGCACCGACAAGGCUUAGGGUCGUUGAGCUUGCUACGCCCCUUCUGGCGGCGCUGGGUGCCGGGGCAGGAAGUUGGAAGAUCGUCAAGAGUAAGGGUGGAAGGGGGUGGUAUGUCGAUACGGCGAGUGGAUGGAUCGCGAGUGGGGACGGAGAGGAUGGGGAGUCUGUAUUCAGGCGAGAUUUGGAGAUGGGACACCCGUGGAGGACGAUGGUGGAGAAGUUGGCGGAGGCGAACGGGAAUGUGAGCAGUGGGGUGGGUUGGCAUGCGAGGAAGAUGGAGGUUCUGCAUGGGCAUGGGUUACUCGGCCGUGAAGAUGGGCUGUACGGUGCAGUAUCAUUCGCAUACCAAGGUUAAUUCCGUCAUAGGUCGCACCAUCGAUGAUAAUGAUGAACAAACUCAUAAACGUGCGAUUACCCACGCCAUUUUUCCUUUUUGAAUGUACUAUCUUCUUACUCUCAAGCCUCGCUAUGUACGAACGGCGGCGAUUGCAACCUGUUUUUGUUAUGCUCUCGUCCAUGCUUUCAUCCACUUCAUUUUUCCACGUUCUAACAACCAUGACUCUCGGUGUUUAUUGCUACGUGCCUCGAAGUUGCCAUUCUACGUCUCACUGGGUUUAAUGGGGUCCUGACCCUCGGCGUCGUCCUUACGCACUGUCAUAUAUUUGUUCAUGCUAGCCAGCUUUCCAUCUCUCUGCCCCAACACAUCUUUUGACUAUCUUUCAUGUAUGUACACGAGUUUAAUACCAUUUAAUCAUCAUCAUU